Molecule: messenger RNA, 362 nt
Organism: Eurytemora carolleeae
Lineage: Eukaryota; Metazoa; Arthropoda; Copepoda; Calanoida; Temoridae
Exons: 4
Coding region: 18-347 (109 amino acids)
Source: RefSeq, a predicted model, not a curated record
UUUGAAAUUGGUUAAAAAUGUCGGACCCAGUGAAUAAAUUUCUGAAAGACUGCAAAACAUUUUCCGCCUUUCUGGAUGAUUUGGAGAAAAAGACCAGCAAACUGGAUCUGGAAGUAAAUGUUCUAAGACGAACAGCGGACAAGGGUGACCAACCAAGCAACGCGGCUUUACAGAUGCUGGUCGACGUUCGGAAAAUGGAUCAGGAGUUAAAGGACGAAAUCAGAGAGCUAACUCAAACUACAGAGGACAACGUAAGGUUUCUUGAUGGAAUGCUUGAGCAAGUUCUUGCACAGAAGAAAGAGGUAUUACACUGUAAAGCUACGGUGCUAGUACUGAAUCUACUAUAAUAAGCAGCUAGAAUU